Messenger RNA from Scatophagus argus, 14405 nucleotides. It is a transcript of the gene dmd, whose product is annotated as dystrophin. Gene Ontology annotation, cellular component: plasma membrane. The record is from RefSeq and is a predicted model, not a curated record. Gene Ontology annotation, biological process: synaptic signaling. The transcript has 85 exons. The coding region runs from base 696 to 11585 and encodes 3629 amino acids. Lineage: Eukaryota; Metazoa; Chordata; Actinopteri; Scatophagidae. Gene Ontology annotation, molecular function: protein binding; zinc ion binding.
UUGUGACUCAUGAAUAUCAAGGCUACCAGGGUUUUUCACUUCUCUUUCUGUCUUAAAGUGAAGUUCCUCCAUCUUUUUUGUGUUCCUAUAAACUCUGUGACCCAAAACCACGAACAUCAAAGCGCGCAGCAACCUACUAAACUCGUUCGGCUCUAUCAGAUCGAGGUUACAGGGAGGAGAACAUGACGCUUCAGUAGUCAUUAGUCCACGCUGGUUGUGUCCUGUCACGUGACCGCCACCCACCGGAGGUCAAAGUUGACUCCAGGGCCGACUCACCUGCUGCCAAAUUACAAUUAAACGUCACCGUCCCAGCGCGGAAGUAAUCGUCCACUGAUGCGUCCGCUGGGUGUCAGGUUUUACGCAUGGCGGCCGCCAAACGGGACGGAGGCCCGAGGAGGACUGACAUCCUACUAUUUAGAGGUGGGAAUGCUCCGACACCCAUCCCCACCCCCUCAGCCCCCCACAUGCACACCUGCUCCGCUCCGUCUGUUCCUGUCUGACAGACCGGCCCUCGUCCUUCCCCGUCUCCACCGGAGCUCUCACGUCCACUCUGCGCGCUCAACAUUUGGCCGUUAGUUCUGGAUUUGCGCUCUGGGUUUCCUGCCCUCCUCCUGGUGGAUUUAACUUUUAACAUUUAUUUUCCCCCAACCGACUCCACUCACAUCUAAGCUUUUACACCCGGCUCCCUGUUAUCGAUGGCGGAGGGUGUGCGCCCCGAGGACUACUGCGACGAGCCUGUGGAGGACGAGUUUGGAGAGAUCAUCAAGUGCCGAUCCGAUGAAAGAGAAGACGUUCAGAAGAAGACUUUCACAAAAUGGGUAAACUCACAGUUGGCUAAGACAGGGAAACCGCCUGUGGAGGAUCUGUUCUCAGACCUGUGUGAUGGACGACGCCUGCUGGAACUGCUGGAGGGGCUGGCAGGACAUGAGCUGGUGAGGUUGGAGAGAGGAAUAACACGUGUUCACUCACUCAACAAUGUCAACCGCGCUUUGCAGAUCUUGCAGAAGAACAAUGUUGAAUUGGUGAAUAUCGGAGCGGCAGACAUUGUUGAUGGAAAUCACAAACUGAUUCUCGGGCUCAUCUGGAGCAUCAUUCUCCACUGGCAGGUAAAGGAUGUGAUGAAAGAUGUGAUGGCGGGCCUACAGCAGACCAACAGUGAGAAGAUUCUGCUGAGUUGGGUUCGUCAGAACACCCGCCAUUAUCCUCAGGUCAACGUGGUUAACUUCUCCAGUAGCUGGAAUGAUGGAUUGGCCUUCAAUGCCCUCAUCCACAGCCACAGACCUGAGCUUUUUGAUUGGAGCUCAGUGGAGAAGAAGACAUCUGUGAUCGACAGACUGGAACACGCCUUUAAUAAGGCAGAACAACACCUGGGGAUAGAGAGAUUGCUGGACCCUGAGGAUGUGGCGGUGCCUCACCCUGACAAGAAGAGUGUCAUCAUGUACGUGACGUCCCUCUUCCAGGUGCUUCCCCAAAGCAUUUCCAUGGAAGCCAUCAAGGAGGUGGAGACGCUGCCACGAGCGGCCGCGGCCAGCAUCUCCCGGGUGACGACAGAGGAGCACUACCAGAUCCAGACCCAGCAGCGCUUCUCCCAGCAGAUCACAGUGAGUGUGGCUCAGGGCCGAGUGCGGAGCCCCUCCCCUCAGCCUCGCUAUAAAAGCUAUGCCUACACCCAGGCUGCAUAUGUCAAGUCGCCCGAGCAAAAGAGGAGGCGUUUUACUGAUCAGUUUCUAAGUCCUGGCCAGGAAGAGCUCCAGCGAGGCCUCAGUCCUCUGCCUCCAGGCUCCACCAGCCUGGAGAGCUACCAAGCUGCACUGGAGGAGGUGCUGACAUGGCUGCUGUCGGCCGAAGAUGGGCUCCAGGGUCAGCCUCCCAUCUCGGACAAUGUGGAGGAGGUGAAGGAGCAGUUCCACACACAUGAGGGGUACAUGGUGGAGCUGACCACCCACCAGGGCAGCGUGGGGCGGGUCCUCCGGGCCGGCGCUGCCCUCCUUGGGGAGGGGAACCUAAGCGAGGAGGAGGACUCGGAAGUCAGGGAGCAGAUGAGCCUUCUGAACUCUCGAUGGGAGCACUUAAGAGUGGCUAGCAUGGAGAGACAGAGCAGACUCCAUGAGGUCCUGAUGGACCUGCAGCACCAGCAGCUGCAGCAACUCACAGACUGGUUGGAUGUGACAGAGGCACGGAUUAAGAGGAUGGGGGCUCAGCCACUGGGUCCUGACCUGGAGGAUGUCAAGCAUCAGGUGGAAGAGCACAAGCUCCUGCAGGAGGACCUGGAGAUGGAGCAGGUGAGGGUGAACUCACUUACCCACAUGGUGGUGGUGGUGGAUGAGAACAGUGGGGACAGUGCCACUGCUGCCUUGGAGAGCAAACUGCAGGUGCUUGGUGAUCGCUGGGCAGCCAUUUGUAGAUGGACAGAAGAACGCUGGAUUCUGCUUCAGGAGAUUUUACUCAAAUGGCAGCACUUCACUAAUGAACAGUGUCUAUUUGACUCCUGGCUGACUCAGAAGGAGGAGCUGGUUCGCUCCAUCAAGACCUCCAACCUGAAGGACCAGGCCGAGAUGGUAGCCUGCCUCCGCCGUCUUGCUACGGUAAAGGCAGACCUGGAGGUGAAGCGUCCCACCAUGGACAAGCUGUGUUCCAUGAGUCAAGACCUCCUGUCCAGUGUCAAAAACAAAGAGGUUGCCAGCAAACUGGAGGCCAGACUGGACAGCUUCGCUCAGCGCUGGGACCGCCUGGUCCAGAGUCUGGAGAUGAGCAGCUCCAAGCUGUCAUCGACUGUCAGCGCAACCCAGCAGUCCGAGUUGACCCACUCUGUCACGGCGACUGUUACCAAGGUGACAACACGGGAGAAGGUGUCAGCCGUGCGCCAGACCCGAGAGUCGCCACCACCACAGAAGAAGAGACAGGUCGUGGUGGAUUCUGAACUCAGGAAAAGGUUUGAUGUGGACUUCACAGAGGUCCACAGCUAUAUGACCCGCGGCGAGGCCAUCCUACAGAGCCCCGAGUUCUCUGUGUCACGCAAAGAUGGCAGCAUUCAGGAGCUGCAUGACAAAGUGCAGGCGAUCGAAAGAGAGCGGCCAGAGAAGUACCGAAAGCUUCAGGAGGCAACACGCACGGCGCAGACCCUGGUCGAGCAGGAGGGGAGUCGUGCUGAUGACAUUGCCCAGGCAGCAGAGCAGCUGAACCAGCGUUGGGUGGGAUUCUGUGCCCUGUUGGCAGACAGGCUGGCAUGGCUGGCUUACCAGGAAAAGGUAUUGGCCUUCUACAGCUUGUAUGAGCAGUGUGAACAGGCUGUGGACAGCAGUGAGAACUGGCUCAAAGUCCAGGCGCCUCCAGCAUCUGAACCAGAACCGCUCAAAGUACAACUGGACCGAUGCCAGGAGGAGGUGGCUCGCCUGGCCGCCCUGCAGCCCCAAGUGGACCUCCUGGAGAGGCGGCUGAAUGAGCUGAAGGAGGAGAAGGAAGGGGAGGAGGACCCAUCAGUCUUUCUGGAUGCUGACAUCAAUGCCUUCAAAGAGCACUACCACAAGGUUCUGGAGGAUCUGAGGGCGAGACAGAGGCAGCUGCAGCUGGUUUUGGAGAGCUUGCCCCCGGCUCGUUAUAAGGAAACCAUAUCAACACUGUUGGCAUGGUUACAACAGUGCGAGGCCAAGCUGGCCAUCCCGUCCACAGCCGUUACAGAGUAUCCUGUUAUGGAGCAGAGACUGAUGGACAUUCAGGCCCUCCAGGCAGCUGUGGCUGAACACCAGGGGGAGGUGGACUACCUGACCUCAGCUGUGGAGCAGGUCUUCCAGAAAGCACCUCCAGACAUCAGUCAGAAGUAUCGCAUUGAGAUGGAUGGCAUCAUGGCUCGCUGGAGGCGACUUGGUGCCACGCUGACGGACAAUGCCCAGAGAAUCCAGGAGCUCAUGGCCAAGCUGCUGCAGUUUGAGAAUGAUGUGAAGACUCUAAAGAAGUGGAUGGCAGAUGUGGAUGUGUUCCUGAAUGAGGAAUGGCCAGCUCUGGGAGACUCUGAAGCUCUGGAGAAACAGCUGGAGCAGUGCACGGCUCUGGUGAACGACAUCCACACUAUCCAACCCAGCGUCAACGGCAUCAAUGAAGUGGGCCUGUACCUAAAGAAAGAGGCCGAGCUGCCGUUUGCCAUCUACAUCCAGAAAUUACUGGACGAACUCAACGGCCAGUGGGAGAACGUCUGCAAACAGGCCUAUGCUAAGAAGUCUGCUCUGAAAGGUGGCCUUGAUAAGACUAUGGCUCUGAGGAAAGAGAUGCAGGAGAUGCAGGAGUGGAUCAACCAGGCUGAGGAAGACUACCUGGAGAGAGACUUCACAUACAAAACCCCGGAAGAGCUGCGCAAAGCAGUGGAGGAGCUCAAGAGGGCCCAGGAAGAGGUCCACUCCAAGGAGCUAAAGGUCAAACUCCUGACUGACAGUGUCAACAGUUUCAUCGCCAAGGCUCCACCCACGGCCCACGAUGCUUUGCGGUCUGAGUUGGACGUGUUGACGGCCAACUACCAGCGCCUGUGUAGCCGGCUGGAUGGGAAAUGUAAAACCCUGGAGGAGGUGUGGGCCUGUUGGUGUGAGUUGCUCUCCUACUUGGAGCAGGAAAAUGCCUUCCUGGACCAGCUGGAGCAGAAGCUAGAUGAGACGGACAACCUCCAGGGAGGAGCAGAGGAGCUGCAGGAGGCGCUGGAUAGUCUAGAGGUUCUUUUGCGGCACCCAGAGGACAACAGGAACCAGAUUCGGGAGCUGGCACAGACGCUGAUGGACGGCGGAGUCCUGGAUGAACUGAUACAGCAGAAACUGGACGCUUUCAACACGCGAUGGGAUGAAUUGAUGGCGAGGGCAGCGCUCAGGCGGAAGGAGCUGGAGAAGAGCGUCCAGUGGGCCCAGGAGAACGACAAGACGCUGAGGCAGAUUCAGGAGUCGCUGGCCAACACCGACCGCCACCUCACUGCGUACCUGGCUGACCACAUAGACGCCCAGCAGAUACCACAGGAAGCUCAGAAAAUCCAGUCGGAGCUGAGCGGCCAUGAUGCCACACUGGAUGACCUGCGGAAGAAGAACCAGGACAAAGAGCCAUCCCAGAGGAUCGUGGGACAGAUAGACCUCACCCAGAAAAUGCUGACAGACGUGUGGACGAAGUUCCGUCUUUUUCAGAAGCCUGCCAACUUCGACGCUCGGCUGGCCGAGUGUGAGCGUGUGCUGAUGGGGGUCAAAAACCAGGUGGGGUUGCUAGAAAUUGGCAGCGUUGAGCAGGAUGUGGUGCAGUCGCAGCUGGAGCAGUGCAUGAAGUUGUACAAGGUGCUGAGUGAAGUGAAAGGGGAGGUGGAAACGGUUAUAAAAACUGGCCGACAGAUCGUCCAGAAGCAGCAGACUGAGCAGCCCAAAGAGCUGGACGACAGGGUGACGGCCCUCAAACUGCUCUACAACCAGCUGGGUUCACAGGUAACUGAGAGUAAACUGGAGCUGGAGAAAAUUCUGAAGUUGUCCCGAAAGCUGCGUAAGGAGCUCAACGGGCUGACGGAGUGGCUCGCCUCCACUGAUGCUGAGCUGACCAAGCGCUCUGCCGUGGAUGGUAUGCCCAGCGACCUGGAGGCUGAAGUGGCAUGGGCACAGUCCAUCCACGCGGAGAGAGAGAGGCGUCAGCCACAGCUGCAGGCUGUGGUGGACCUCGCCGAGGCCCUCAAGGUGGUGCUGCGGGGUCACGGGGGCCUGGUGGACGACAAAGUCAGCUUGCUGCACUGCAACUGGAUUGCAGUCACAUCAAGAGCAGAAGAGUGGCUCAACCUGCUGCUGGACUACCAGCGACAGAUGCAGAAGUUGAAUGGAGAGAUUGAGGAGGUGAACGGAUGGAUCGACGGAGCAGAGAAAAAAAUGAACGAGAUGGACAGCCAGGGGCCCAACGAUGCUGUGCUUAAGGUGUUGCGAGCGGAGCUGGAACUUACGAUGGAUAAGAUGGAGGAGGUGAGGGCUCUGGCUCAGGAACUCAUGUCCACCAGGGGGGAGAACUGCCAGGCCCAGGUGGGACCCAAAAUGGAGCAGCUCAACCAGAGAUUUGACACCAUCGCGCAACGCAUCGCUUCUGGGCUGACGGCAGCAUCAGCCAAGGAGCUGGAGCAAUACUACAGUGAAGCACAGAUCUGGCUGGAACUCCUGGAGGAGGAAGUCAAACAGGGGGAAAACCUCAAGGAGGAGGACUUCCAGGAGGAUAAGGACUGUGAAGAAGGUGCAGUGAAGGAGUUACUGUUGAAAGGAGAGAAUCUACAGAAGAGAGUCCCAGAUCAGGACAAGAGAGAGCAGAUCAGACUGAAACACAACCAGCUCAACAGCAAGUACAACACUGUUAAGGACCUGCGCGUGCUGAGGAACAGGAAGGCGUUGGCCAUCGCUCCGCAGUGGUACCAGUACAGGAGGAAGUCACAUGACCUACUGGCCUGGCUGGACGACAUCCAACGCAGCGUGGACCAACUGCCUGACCCACCUGAAGGAGAGAGGGUCAAGGAAAUUGGCUCAGAGUUCGACAAGAAGAAGGAGGAGCUUAAGGAGGUGCAGGGCUUAGCCAAACAGCUCUCAGAAGCUGGAGCCGCCAGUCUAGUGGAGCCCCGCCAACUCCAGCUCAACAAGCGCUGGGUUGAGGUGGAGGGCAAGUUCAUACCCUUCAAAAGACAAUGUUUCCCUGAUCUGCCAGUCACUGAAGAUGAGUACCUAACAGAGCUGCAGGCGCUGCUGCGUUCAGUGUCAGAGACGGACUUCAAGCUGAACUCUCCUGAAUACUGGCCUGCAGCGUAUUAUAACCUGCCUCAGCAAGAACACUGCCUGAAGGAGGUGAAGGGGAGCAUCGACACUCUGCGAGGCCCAGUGGAGGGAGCGUUGGCCCGCAGGGAGGAGAUGGUGUCUGGGGCUCGGCCUGUGGAGGGCCAGAGGAUCCAAGAGUCCGCCACCCUCCUCAGUACCAACUGGGACAAGCUUAACAAACUCUACCAGGACAGACUUAAGCGCUGGCAGGAUUGCAACUCCAAGUGGCAGAAGUUUGUUUCGGAUCAGAAGGCGCUGGACGAGUGGCUGAACGAUGCCGAGAGCACUUUGAAACUGGCCGAGAGUGAGCCAGCAGCACACAGACAGCACCUCAGGGAUCUGACGGAGGCCAUACCUAUCCAGGAAGUGGUGUUGAGCAGGGUGAACACUGCAGGAGAGGACAUCAGCCAGUUGAGCACACCAGACGAUGCCUCGCGGCUCAAAACGCAGCUCAAAUUACUCAACUCUCGCUGGGCUAACGUCUGCCAGCAGCUUAACGAGCACAAGAGGAGGUCUGCAGAGGCGCGUUCAGCGGCUGCAGGUCUGCAGGAGGACAUGGGCUCGAUGCUGGGCUGGUUGGACAAAGCUGAGGGCGUCCUGACCAUCCCUCUUCAGCCUGCAGAACCACAACACAUCAGAGACACUCUGGACAAAGUCCAGGCACAUGUGGAGGAGCUUCCUGCCAAGAAGGCGGCAAUGGAGGAUCUGAACUCUAGACAAAAACAGAUAACACUUCCUGCUGACAGACAGAAAGACAUCAGGAUCAUCAACACUCGCUGGGCUCAGGUGUCCAAGGCUCUGCCUGAGCGUCAGCUGGAGAUUGAGGGUCUGCUGCGGGAGCUGGAGAACCUUCAGGGUCAGCUGGACGACCUGUCGUCCUGGGCGUCCAACACCAGAGCCAAGCUAGAGCACAGCCCUGAGGAGCCGCCACCCAGACUCAUUGAGGAAGUUCAAGUCAAGCAGCCAGAUGUGGAGUUUGUUUUGGAGCGAGCCAAUCAACUAUACAAGGACAGUCCCCCCAGCCAACCAAACAAGGUGAAAUAUGCCAAGCUGAGAGAAGACUGGACUGUGAUCCUGGAGCUGGUGCGGCAACAUAAGGAGAGGAUGGCUGCUCAGCUAGUAGCCAAAAAAGCCAAUGAAUGUCUGACAGGAAGCUCCCAGCCUGAAUCUGCAGCACUGGCUCAGUUUAACAAGUCCUGGGCUGAGCUCACGGACUGGCUGACCAUGCUGGAUAACAUGGUGCAGAACAAGCGUGUGGUGGUGGCGGACCUGGACGACAUAAAUGACAACAUCAGCAGGCUCAAGGUGUCCCUACAGGAGCUGGAACAGAAGCGACCCCUGCUGGAGAGACAGGUCACAGCAGCCCAGAACCUGAAGAAUAAAACUAGCAACCAGGAUACACGCAAUGCAAUCACUGAGCGCAUCGACAGGCUUCAGACUCACUGGGAAGACUCUCAGACCAAGCUCUCUGAUAGGAUGAAGCAGCUCCACAACAUGCUGCAGGACUCCACUGAUUGGCUGGAUGCUAAGAAGGGAGUGGACCAACACAUCAAGCGGGCCACUGAGAGGCUGGACUCCUGGCAGGAGAUCACAUACACGGUGGAUGCACUGAGGAAACAAAAUGCUGAACUGAAGCUCUUUCUGAAGGAGCUGCAGCAGUGGCAGGGUCAGGUGGAUGAAACCAACGUACUUGCUGACAAACUGUUGACUCUGUAUGCCAACGACGACACGCACAAGGUCACCCAGGUCAACGACAACAUGGUGGCCACAUGGACACAUAUCACCAAGCGAGUUUCAGACAGGGAGGCGGCCCUGGAGGCAGCUCUGAAGCUGCUGCAGCAGUUCUAUCUCGACCUGGAGAAGUUCCUCAACUGGCUAACUGAGGCUGAGACGACGUGCAACGUUUUAAUAGACGCCACCAACAAGGAGAGACUGCAGGAGCACCCAGCAGCCAGGAACCUGCUUGCACAGUGGAAGGACCUCCACGCAGAGAUUGACAGCCACACAGAGCUGUAUCACUGCCUGGAUGAGAAUGGGAAGAGGAUUGUGACUUCGCUGGGGGACUCGGAGGACGCCGCUCUGCUUCAGAGACGUCUGGGCAACAUGAGCCAGCGUUGGGAUGACCUACGCAACAAAACCCUCAGCAUGAGGGCCCACUUGGACUCCGAGAUGGCCCCGUGGAAGAGGCUCCACAUGUCGCUGCAGGAGCUGCUGAACUGGCUGAGGCUGAAAAGUCAACAGCUGGAGCAGGAGCCGCCUGUAGGGGGCGACGUCCCCACCGUGCAGACACAGCUGGAAACACACCGGGGCUUCAGGAGGGACUUGAGAGCUAAGGAGCCGGUUGUGACCAAGGCUCUGGACGAUGUGGGAAUCUUCCUGUCUGAGCUGCCUCGAGACACACCAUCACCUGAGCACAGAGAUAUCAGCCCGGAGGAACGAGCCCAGAAUGUGGGGCGAGUCCUGCGCAAAGAAGCAGAUGACGUGAUAACCAGGUGGGACCAACUCAACGGCGACUCAGCCGACUGGCAGAGGAGGCUGGAGCUGGCUCUGGAGCGGCUUAUGGAGCUCCAGGAGGCGGAGGACCUGCUGGACGGACAGCUCAGGCAGGCCGAGAUGGUGAAGGAGGCGUGGGAACCUGUCGGUGACCUGCUGAUCGACUCCCUGCCAGAGACCAUCGACAAAGUCAAGGAGUUCCAGGAGGAGAUUGCUCCAAUUAAGGAUGAUGUAACACACAUGAACCAGUUGGCGUCCACUUUUGGUCCACAUGACAUCCAGCUGUCACCUACCAACCUGGAACGCAUUGAUGAUCUCAACACGCGCUGGAGGCUGCUCCAGAUCUCCGUCACAGAACACCUGAAGCAGCUGACGGACGCUCACAGAGACCUUCUGCACGCAGGAUCUGUGGAGAGCCCCUUUGAACAGGGCAUCUCCCCAAACAACGUGCCCUACUACAUUAAAGAGAAAGCUGGACCUGACCAGAUGACCGAGACCCUCCACCAGACCCAGACAACAUGCUGGGAUCAUCCCAAGAUGGCUGAGCUCUACCAGUCUCUGGCCGACCUGAACAAUGUUCGGUUCUCGGCCUACCGAACAGCCAUGAAGCUCAGACGCCUGCAGAAGGCUCUCUGCUUGGACCUGCUGAGCAUGCCAGUGGCGUGCGAGGUGUUCGACCAGCACGGCCUGAAGCAGAACGAGCAGCUGCUGGACAUCUCCCAGCUGGUCACCUGCCUGACCAGCCUGUACCAGCGGCUGGAACAGAGCCAUUCGCACCUGGUCAACGUCCCACUGUGUGUCGACAUGUGCCUCAACUGGCUGCUCAAUGUCUACGACACUGGUCGUACUGGGAAGAUCCGGACUCUGUCAUUCAAAACUGGAAUCAUCUCACUCUGCAAGGCUCACCUGGAGGAUAAGUACAGAUUCUUGUUCAGACAGGUUGCCAGCGCGACAGGUUUCUGUGACCAGCGUCGCCUGGGCCUGCUCCUCCAUGACUCCAUCCAGAUCCCCCGGCAGCUCGGUGAAGUUGCAUCCUUUGGUGGCUCCAACAUCGAGCCCUCCGUCCGCAGCUGCUUUCAGUUUGCCAACAACAAGCCCGAGCUGGAAGCCGCCAUGUUUCUGGACUGGAUGCGUCUGGAACCUCAGUCCAUGGUGUGGCUACCCGUCCUGCACCGCGUGGCUGCCGCCGAAACCGCCAAGCAUCAGGCCAAGUGUAACAUCUGCAAAGAGUGUCCUAUUAUCGGAUUCAGAUAUCGGAGUCUGAAACAUUUCAACUAUGACAUUUGCCAAAGCUGCUUCUUCUCCGGUCGCGUCGCCAAGGGACAUAAGAUGCAGUACCCCAUGGUCGAGUACUGCACUCCGACGACAUCAGGGGAGGAUGUCCGGGACUUUGCCAAGGUGCUGAAGAACAAGUUCAGGACCAAGCGUUACUUUGCCAAACACCCACGCAUGGGCUACCUGCCUGUCCAGACCAUCCUGGAGGGGGACAACAUGGAAACUCCUGUCACUCUGAUCAACUUCUGGCCCGUAGACCAUGCGCCCGGAUCAUCCCCUCAGCUCUCGCACGAUGACACGCACACUCGGAUCGAGCACUACGCCAACCGGUUAGCAGAAAUGGAGAAUCGUAAUGGCUCUUAUCUGAAUGACAGUAUCUCACCCAAUGAGAGCAUCGAUGACGAGCACAUGUUGAUCCAGCACUACUGCCAGUCUCUGAACCAAGGCUCUCCUCUCAGCCAGCCCCGCAGCCCCGCCCAGAUCCUCAUCUCCAUGGAAACGGAGGAGAAGGGAGAGCUGGAGAGGGUCCUCAAUGACCUGGAGCAGGAGAACAGGAAGCUACAGUCCGAGUACGACCGUCUGAAGAAGGCUCACGACAGGAAGGGCCUGUCCCCACUGCCGUCGCCCCCAGAGAUGCUCCCGGUGUCGCCGCAGAGUGCACGCGACGCCGAGCUCAUCGCCGAGGCCAAACUGCUGCGGCAGCACAAAGGACGUCUGGAGGCCCGGAUGCAAAUACUGGAGGACCACAACAAACAGCUAGAGUCCCAACUGCACAGGCUCCGACAGCUGCUGGAGCAGACUGAUUCCAAGGUGAACGGCACAGCUCUGUCCUCUCCUUCCACCUCCUCUCAGCGUUCCGACUCCUCCCUCCCUGUGCUCCGCGUAGCCGCCAGCCAGACUACUGACACAAUGGGUGAUGACGAGCUCUCCAGCCCUUCCCAAGAUGCAUCCGGGCUGGAGGAAGUGAUGGAGCAGCUCAACAAUUCUUUUCCUCAUAGCCAGGGAGGGAGAAGGGGACACCCAUGAGAGGUCCCAGUAUUGGCAGUUUGUUCCACAUGGCCGACGAUCUGGGCCGAGCCAUGGAGUCACUGGUCAGCGUGAUGACAGACGAGCAGAGCGCCGAACAGCACGAGGCCCUGCCCUUCUGAUCCCACCCCACCCGCGCCCUCAGCCUUCAACCCGGUGUCCCACCCCUCCUCCCUCUCCUCCCUCUCCUCCCCUCUCCUCCCUCCCUACCUGUCGCAUGCUUUUCUAGUCAAAACAACUGGAUUGGAAACAGUUUACAAAGAGAAUAUAUAAUGUCUAUUUUUGUGAAGGAUUGCGGUUCCAGCAAUGACGCGUUAAAAAAAAAUGCUAAAGAAAAGAAAAACAUUAUAACUUGUAGAUUUCAGUAGUUUCUUAAAACGUCCUGAAGUUGUUUUAUUAUUAACAGAGGCUGGUUUUUAAACUUCUAUGCAAUUGUAUAAAACAAAACUGGGGAUGGGAGGGGGGAGGCAACGAGAGGUGAGAAACAAGUAAGUGUGUUCAGUGUGGUCGAAUAUUUGCCAUUUGUUUAUAAUUGGGGAAACAGCUAAAGCAUUUCAGACAUUUGUAUCAAAAAAAGAAUGAUUGUAAUCAUAAGGGUGCUUUCUAAGAGGAAAAUGUCUUUCUAUAACAGCGUACACUACUGUCAAGGUAAUGCAGGCAUCCUGGAUCUUUAUAGUACGUUGUCUGUGAGAGUUUGUGUGUGUGUGUGUGUGUGUGUGUGUGUGUGGUGCCUAAUUUUCACAAUACUUUACUGCUAUUUUUGUCUUCAGCUGACAAACUUCGUAUUAUAUUUGAAUUCUUCAUUUAUCCACUCAUCCGUCCGUCCAUCCAUGCAUUCAUCGUUUUGUUCCCUGUUACGUUAACGUCUCUAUGGCAACAGUUUUGUCCCUGUAUUUGUUCUGAACACAGUGUACUGUGUGGUGUAGAAGAGGCUCGAUUCAGAACUGAACCAAGUCAACAAAAACAUUUUGAAACUUGGGCACGUAAUAGGAAAUAAUUAGUCACAACUGAUUUGGAUUUCAUUUUACAGUAAUAUACAUAAUUAGCAGAACUGAAGAAGACUGUAAUCUUUUUUUAAUGAAGUAGUAAAUUUAAAAACAAAUAUUUGGUACUCAGAAUGGAUGAUGCAUCGUUUGCCUUACCUAUUGAUUAAAAUUACUCUUUAUAUGCCAUUGUAAUUAUAUACAAAUAUUAAUGUCUAUAAUUAUUCUUUUUAAAGGUACCCUGUCUUGACAGUAGUGGUGUGAAGCUUUUAUUUUAUUUUCAAACUGAGUAUCCUUUUGGUUCUUCCAAUAAUCAGCCUUGGAAAUGUUUUAUGACAGAGAAAUUGCAUUCAACACAUUUAUUAGGAGAAAUGCUGAAUGUAAAGCAGAAACUUUGUUUACAAAACAACCCAGUGAUGUCACAGUAUCCUGGAGUACACCUGUACAGAAUGAGUAACUGGAACAAAGAAAAAGAUGUUCUCGGGCUGUUUCGGCCUCAGAUGUUGAUGAGGAGGCCUCUUCUGUCUUGUGGUCAUCUGUAAAUCAUGUACACGCUCUGGUCUAUCAGUAUUAUGUGACAUAUCACAACUAGUUUAUCACCUUUUAUAUGAAAGUAAACAAGUUCAAAGCUACUUCUUUCAUAACUUAGCUGCUGAUCAGUUGUGAAAGUGUUGUCAUAGACAAAGCUCAACUGAUGUGGAUUGUCAAAUAUAGUUUUAAUAACUUUUUUUUUUUUUUUUAAAAAAGGUUCAGACAUUUAUCUUCAGUUCUGCAUCGGGCCUUGACGAGAAAACCAAACUGCUUAUUGCACUGGUACAUCUGCAAUGACGGUUUUAUUUCAAAUAUUUAUCACAUUAAGUCUUUUUGGGCUUGUUGAGUACACGCAGUACACUGUGUAUUGGUUUAAAACUGCCAGUUUCCGUACUGUAAGAGGAAUGUUAUUUUAAUUGAAUCUGAGCACUACGGUGUUACAAGGCUGCUAGUUGAGAUUAUUCUCGAGAAAUUCUUCUGAUUUUCACAGAGAAAUAUUUGAGUUGUACGAAGCCCAGUAACAUAAGCUCUACCUCGUGUGAAUUGUCAAAGUCCCGUCCGGAGGCAAUUUCUCUACUGUACUCGAUCCCACACUCCUGUCAGAUUUUUCAUUAUUAAUUGAUUAUUGCUGGCUGACUGAUUCACAGCAGAUAUUCUCUCUAUAUAUACAUACAUAUAUAUAUAUAUACACAUACAUAUAUAUAUAUAUAUAUAUAUAUAUAUACCUCCAUACACAUUCUACUGCACUGUAAGAGCCUCCUAUCUGAAUGUUCGGAUGCUUUCAUUGCAUUUCUCAUCUCUCUCAGAGACCUUUUUGACUCAAGUAUAACAACCACAAAUCAAAUGUAUCCGUGUGCACUACUGUCGUACCUGGGACAUACUAGAUAUUUGUUUUCUGUGUGGAAGAUGCGUUUUAUUCUAGCAGAGUGUUACAUUUUGUCUUUGGUUAAAGACCUAUUUCGUUUUGUGCCGUGUGAGGUGUUCUGAUAUUAGCAUGUGUGACUAAAUAAACUCCAUCCUUAUUUAAUGUAUAACCACUCGGAGAAGUCCGUGGUGAGCGUCGCAGGCGUUAGACACUCGUGUGUUUUUCGGCGUCAUAUUCUGUCAGCAUGAUUCAAACGGGUUUUGUUCCGAUCCAGACACUGAAUUAAAUUUGAUUUUAACGUUUUGUGUUAUUCUCACACCAUUUUUCAAGUAACGCGUCAAUACUUCACAACAUAUCAGAUUCCACCAAAUAUAUGCCUUACUACUGUAUUAUAAAAUGCUUUACUGCAUAUCAAUAAAGCACGCAGUUAUGUUGAUUUGA